AAUUUUCUUCUAUGGACGUCUCUUUUACAGUCAUUCAAUUGUUCUUGUAGAAGAAAUCUAAUAGUUUGUCUUCCUGAAUCUGUCCAAUUAUAUCUUGAUUAGUUGAUUUUCUAUCUGGAUUGAAAUAGAUCUCUCCCUGACCAGCUGAUCUCUCAAUCGGCUGCUGGAGAAAGCAAUGUGGAAAAUUUGAAUAAAUUGCAUUUGUAUUUCAUUGUAAUGACAUAUCUACAUGACACUUUACCUGCUGAUGAAAUCUCUCAGUUCGAUAAAGCUUUAAGUGGGAGUGAAUUGACAAUCUCGCGUGAAAUGGUUUCUUGAAGGAAUCUUUAUAGGUCCAACGUUGGUCAGUUUUCUGUCUCAUAGAGGGAGAUCUUGAUGACAGGUACUAAAUCUGAAGAAACAAAGGUAGCUGGGGAUAACUUGGCUCAGCUUGGGAAAGGAGGUGCUGUUCUCAUGGUUUGCAGGACUUGCGGAAAGAAGGGAGAUCACUGGACAUCGAGAUGUCCAUAUAAGGACAUUGCUCAACCAGUUGAGACCUUUGUUGAUAAGCCAGCGGCAGCAAAGCCAACAAGCACUAAGGGAGCUUAUGUGCCCCCAAGCAUGAGAGCUGGGGCAGAGCAGACGGGGGCAGAGAUGAGGCGUAGGAAUGAAGAGAAUUCUGUCCGUGUAACUAAUUUGUCAGAGGACACUCGAGAGCCCGAUCUGCUCGAACUGUUCCGCACGUUUGGCCCAGUCAGUCGUGUGUAUGUUGCAAUUGAUGAGAAGACAGGUUUGAGCAGAGGUUUUGGUUUUGUCAACUUUGUAAACAAAGAGAAUACUGAGAGGGCCAUCAAUAAGCUCGACGGGUAUGGCUAUGAUAACCUUAUCCUUUGUGUUGAAUGGGCGACACCCAGAGCGAACUAAAACGAAAUAUGCGAGGUGUUAUCAAGCCCAGCACAGCCCUCAUUGGCCCACAGCACUGCCGUUGGUGGUUCUGGAUUUUUACUUCUUUGGGUGUAUUGAAGAAUUUCUGGUAUUCUGAAGUUAAUGUUUCCA
Eucalyptus grandis is the source of this 1035-nucleotide messenger RNA. Its product is annotated as eukaryotic translation initiation factor 3 subunit G-B-like. Gene Ontology annotation, molecular function: RNA binding. NCBI's taxonomy places the organism in Eukaryota, Viridiplantae, Streptophyta, Magnoliopsida, Myrtales, Myrtaceae. The record is from RefSeq and is a predicted model, not a curated record.